Chenopodium quinoa (quinoa) is the source of this 2324-nucleotide messenger RNA. Its product is annotated as L-type lectin-domain containing receptor kinase IX.1-like. Gene Ontology annotation, biological process: protein phosphorylation. Gene Ontology annotation, cellular component: plasma membrane. Gene Ontology annotation, molecular function: ATP binding; carbohydrate binding; protein kinase activity. Lineage: Eukaryota; Viridiplantae; Streptophyta; Magnoliopsida; Caryophyllales; Amaranthaceae. The record is from RefSeq and is a predicted model, not a curated record. Bases 126 to 2168 code for a protein of 680 amino acids. The transcript is spliced from 3 exons.
UCAAUCUUUCAAAAAAUAUCAACGACUUUCAAAUUAGACUCCCAAGUCUAUAGUUCUUCCUCCUUUUAUAGAAAAAUCAUCUCAUUAAUUUCCUUAAUUUUCAUCACUUCCCUACCUCUUCAAUCAUGCAAACAUCUCCAAAAGUACACCUACUAAUUAUCAUAGUAUUUUCUACUAUUACUAAUAUACUCAUCCAAAAAGCAUACACAACAUCAUCACCUUCUUCAAAUUGUGAUGGCAACGUUAUAUUAUCCUUUCCAACCUUCAAUGCAUCAAGUUGUAAACCAGGGGGUGACCUUUUGUGCAUGGGAGCCAUCUACCCCGGCGAGGGGUUCUUGAACUUAACCAAGGCUGCGUCGAAUAACUUGUCGUCGUUGGAUUACAUGAGAUUCGCUAGAGUAUUGUACAAUAAACCUGUACAAGUAUGGCCAGCUUCAUUUUGUACAAGCUUCUCCUUUAGAAUUUAUUCUAAGCUUAAUCAGUUGAAGUAUUCUGGUGAUGGUAUGACAUUUGUUAUGGCUCAAGAUAAUAAGUCUCCCCCAAAUAUUAGCGUUGGCUCUUAUCUUGGUCUUCAGGAUCAACUACAAGGAAAGUCGGAUUUCAAACAACUAGCUGUCGAGUUUGACACAUUCAAGAACGAGUGGGAUCCUGAUGAUAAUCACAUAGCGAUUGAUACAUACAGCGCGAUGCAUUCUUUGGUUGCAAAGUCAUCUCCCAUUGAUCUCAAGAGUGGGAACCAAAUCAAAGUCCAGAUAGAAUAUAAUGGACACACAAAAAAUCUUCAAAUUUAUAUGGGUUAUGAAGGGAAACCAUUAACUAGUUUCCUAAACUACUCGAUAAAAGUAUCAAAAAUAAUCCCAAAAAAUGUAUACAUAGGUUUUACAGCAGCAACUGGACUUCUCACUGAGACUCACCAACUUCAUGAUUGGGUGUUCACUUCCACAAUAUUAUCAGACAACACUUUGAAAGAUAACAAGAAAUUAUGCAUCAUCAUUUUGUCAAUUGUUAUACCAAUUUUAGUCCUCUUGGCAGUGAUUGCAAUACCUGUCAUUCGACGUAGAAUGAUUAGGAAGAUGCAGAGGAUUAGAAGAAUGGAAGAGCUUGAGAGGCAGUAUGCUGCUGCUGCUGCCGCGGCUCCUAGGAAGUUUACUUACAAACAACUUGCUAAGGCUACUAAGAAUUUCAGCAAGGAUAAUUUGUUAGGGACUGGUGGUUUUGGGAGUGUUUAUAAAGGUGUUAUCAAGAAUUCUGUUCAGACUAUUGCUGUCAAGAAGAUCUCAUCUACCUCUCAGCAAGGUGAGCGCGAAUAUAUAGCAGAAAUAUGUACAAUUGGGCAUCUAAGGCAUAGAAACAUAUUGCAACUUCAAGGGUGGAGUCAUGAAAACGACAGUCUUCUUCUUGUAUAUGACUUCAUGGCUAAUAAGAGCCUAAAUGAAUUCCUCUCAGGCCGAAAAUUCUUGGAUUGGAAGACGAGGGAAAAAGUAAUAACUGGCUUAGCAUCAGCAUUGUUGUACCUUCAUGAAGAAUGUGGUGAUCCAGUGGUUCAUAGAGAUGUGAAGCCUAGUAAUGUCAUGCUAGAUGCAGAGUUCAACCCGCGUCUUGGUGAUUUUGGGCUUGCUAGAUUGCUAAAGAACACAACCGGGGUCACCACAAUGGUGGCGGGAACCCUAGGGUACAUGGCUCCUGAGGUGAGCUACACCGGAAAGGCAACAACUGAGUCGGAUGUGUAUAGCUUUGGCGUGGUGGCGUUGGAGGUGGUGUGUGGAAAAAGGUUUAGUACCCUCCUAGGGGAAAGUUGCUUGGUAGACUAUGCAUGGGAUAUGUAUGCAAAGGGUACAUUGGUAGAGUGUGUGGAUCCUAAACUUGGGGAAGAUUUUUUCAAGGAUAAAGCCGAAAGGAUUUUAAGUUUGGCACUUGCGUGUUUGCAUUUGGAAUCGAACUUGAGACCUAAGAUGAGAAAAGUGGUUAUGGUUUUGUUAAAUUCAAAUGAACCUCUUAUGAAACUCCCUUCUACUCGCCCUAAAGGAGUAUAUGUGUCAUUAUCUGGAUUCUCAAAUCCGCCUAGUACUAGUAAUAAUUCUAAGCCUAGUACACCUUUAUUUUCAUGGCCUGAUUACCCUUCAUCUAGCACUAAUACAAGCUUUCAAAAUGAAUCUUUGGCACGGUAGAAAAUGUCAUUGUUCUUCUAUGUAUUAUUAUAUCUAAGUAGUUUUAUAGCUAAGAAUACGAAGCUAUUGGUGUACAACAAAGUUUGAAUUGUUCCUAAUAAUAUUGUAGAUAUUCAUACAUAUUCAAACAGCAAUCGUAAUUGAAAAAUAAAUAAA